UUAUAUUCUGUGGGAUAAAGUAACGAGGACAGUAAACGCCAGUGGUAGAAUUUAGUACUAGUUUAAAGGGCUCGAGCGUAUCUGUCUAAAUUCAUUGAAAUAAUAUUUUUCGCGAUAAUUUUUAACAAGUUUUUCUACUUUGUGAAUUUGGACAAAAUUGGACAUGGAAACAAUGAUUAAAAAACACAAAUCACAUCGUUAUUGUUCAGUGCCUCAUUGCAAAUCAACCUGUUCUAGAGAGAUUUCGUUAUUCCUCUUUCCGAAAAGUAAAGAUUUAGCAAAGCAAUGGUCUGAUAUUCUUGAUAUACGCAGACAAGCUACUAAGUAUAUAUAUGUGUGCAGUUUACAUUUCGAUAAAAAAGACUUUACUUUAUCAAUGUCAGCAAAGAAAAGACGCUUGAAAAAUGGUGCUGUACCUUCAAAAAAUUUACCAGUUAAAUCAUCGUCUAGUGGGCCACGUGCAACGCAAUUGCGCGAAAUUGAAGAUAAUAAGUUAAGAGGACCAAAUAAACGUGAAAGGGUGCCUUUUAAGAAAAUGUUAAAGGAUGGAGCAAGUAACAGCGACUCCCUGGCUGAGUGCCGGGCUUGCUUGCAGUUAUGUUCAAACAAAGAACAACACAAUUUGUUUAAAUGUUGGGAUCCACCGUGGGCCGGAAUGGAAAACACUCCAGCCGAGGACUUAUCUAAACUUGCAUGUGUUCAGAUAUCUCAGACAGACACACAUUCUAAAAUCCUCUGUCAAAGUUGCUAUACGCAUCUGCAAAAUGCUUGCCAGUUUGUUGAGAUAGUUAAAAAGGCAGAUGAAGUGCUUAGUUUGCGAAUAGGAGUUAAUAAUCCACACACACCUGAUAGCUGGCCUAAACCUAUACAAGUUGAUAAAAAUGUACCCUAUGACAAGGUUCAGAUUAAAGAUGAAAUAUUUUCGGAUGAGGAGACCCAACAAAUUAAUGAAGAAGAUUUUUCUAAUGUUGAUGUUAAAAUUGAAGCAGAUGAUUGGCCCAGUCAAUCUGUACAUAUAAAUGGUAUAAUAUCUCUUGGUCAGCUAAAUAAAGAAAUGGCUGAAAUUAAUGGAUACCUACCGGAUGUUGAACAAAAUGGUAAAAUCAAUGGUUUGACCAGUGAAGAACCAAUAACAAAUGGCGUUGUGAAUUAUAAACAUGAUAAGGCUGAUUCAUUUAAUACUAAUUGCUUAGUUGUAAGCGUUAAGGAUGAACCAGUAAGUGAUGACGAGUCAGAGACUAAUGCUAGUGAAUUGCCAUUAGACUGCAUUUUGUGUUGCAAAACAUUUUCAAGUCUUACAGGACUCAAGGCCCAUGUAAUUGCUCAACAUUCCUAUAAAGUUCUUAGAAGAAAAACUAUAGAUGAUGCACAAGAAAGUUUGUUAAAGAAUGUUUGUAAAAUUUGUAAAAGAAGAUUUGAGACAUCUACAGAUCUUAUGGUCCAUGAGACUUGUCAUAAUAUGUGUGUGUGCUACGGCUGCAAUACAAGCUUUGAGACAUUUGACCAAUUAUCCCAGCAUAGACAAAGCUGCAUGGCCCAUAAAAAUAGUGAAGUUGGAAAAGUCCUCAAACUUGAAGACGUUCAAAGAAUGGCAAACAUAGCUCAGAGAAUCCUUGAAGUUAUCACAAAAUUCACAAUAUUUUCCCAAAACUCGGAACAUGGGAACAUUGAUGAGUGUUAUCAAGCUUUGUUGGCAGUGAUUACUCAGAAGGAGGACUCCAUAUGUGACGAUUUGUCAUGUAACUAUGAUGAUUUAUGUAGUUUGUCAGACUUGGAGUCAUAUGAUGAUACACUACUGGAAUAUAACAAACAUUUUCUCUCAGAUUUGCAUUUGCAAAAGAAAUCAAGUAAAUUGAUUGAAUCUUCAGUUUUGGAACACAAUAUUACUAGCCAAAGUGAUGAUGACUUCAAUUCAAUGGAACAUUCAGUUAAGGCAAUUGGAAAAUUAUUGUCCUACCCUGUCGUUAAAAUAACACGUCUAGAAAGUCCAAUCUUACAAAAUAAUAAAAGUAGUCAUUUAUACGAUUCUGAUCCUACUUCGAGCUAUGAAGAUUUUGAAGAAUUGGAUGAAUUUCUACUAGAUUCGGAGGAGUUAUUGAUUUCUAGUCAUAAAAGAGCAGAUGGCGUAGAAAAACAAAUGGCAAAGGAAAAUGAAAAUCAGUUAAUUUUAUCAAACUCUGAAUUUAGCACUGAAAUUGAUACAAGUAAAGAUGUAAUAUUACAUCCAGAUAUUAAUGACAUUCAUGAGAAAUCAUUAUCAUCUAGUUUCCUCCUGUUUAAUGCAUCAAAUUCUAUCACAGAGGAGGAAAAUAUAGACAGCUUAGACUUUGAUGAUGACGACGACGAGUUUCAUGCAGACAAUGUGUCUGUUUGUCUGGAUAUACUAUCCAAAUAUUUUCCUGAUGAAACUGAAAAUGAUGAAAACUUUGCAAAGAGUUCUACUCAGACAUUAUCUAAAGUUGCAUUUAAGUCUUCUUUUCCAAUAAAUGUUGCAAACACUCAUCUGAAUCCAGUGGCUAAUGAUGAAAUAAUAAACAUUAUAGAUGAAUCUAAUGACAUUGACAAUUUCAAGAAACCAUGCAUAGUUGGCUCAACUAAUAAACUAAUUUCUGUUAAUAUAAAUACAUCCAUCAGUCAAAUACCUCAAAAGAACACAACAGAUAUAGCUUCAAGAGCCUUAACAUUGUUUAAUAUGAGUGAGCCUCGCGUCAUCGAAAAUGCAUCUACAACACCUCUUAGCUUAUCUAGUGACAAGACUAUAAAUUACAUAUGCCAAAAACCCUUGACCACACGUGCAUUGAAAAGCAAUAUUGUAAAUGAACAUUGCUCUGAUGUCUUAAUUAAACAAACCGGAACCGAAGAAAUGAAUCUCAGAAAUUUCAACAAAUUACCUGCCAAUGAAACUCGCGAAAUAGAAAAACAUAGAAUUAAGAAUAAAUCACAUGUGAUAGCAACAGAUGUAAAGAUUUCUGAAAAUAAUUCUAAGCUGCAAACUGCCAAACUUUCUAAAAGUAUAGUUGGUUGUGAGAAUGAGGUUAUUGGCAGUGACAUAUGUAAAGAUAAAAAAGCGUCUUCACGUGAACUACCUUCUUCUGUUACUUGUGAUACUAAUUCGCAAACAUUUCAGCCCUUACCUAGACUCGUUGGAGUUAAUAAUAAAUUUAUAUUUAGGUAUAGAAGUACACGAAAAAUGAGACGUGGCUGUAAGAUGGAUUGCAAAUUUCGUUGCAGGAAGAUUUUUACAUCGCAUCUGCGGUAUAAUAAAUUCAAAGAUUUUUGGAAAAUGGAUCUUAGUGCACAAAGUAAAUUUCUCGACGACAACGUAGUUAAGAAAAUACCACGAAAACUACCCAGGAACAGAUUUUUUCUCCCUAACUCUAAUGAGUCGGUGCGUGUAUGUCGGAAAUUUAUCGAAGAUACAUUUUCAAUUUUAAUGCUGAGUUAUAGAAAAGAAUUCAAAAAGUGUAAAUUGACUUGUGAUGACUAUUAUUUUAACGUAGGAAAAAAAGACACAAAGGUACUUGAUUGUUGCAACAAACAAACUUUGUCUGAAUGUGUAUCCUCUAUUAAUUUAUUUAAAGAAAACAAAACAAAUAGCAAUGGAGAUACGAAACAAUUGGAUGUCAUAAAGAAAUCUAACAAUAUAGCCCAGAGUAACUAUGGUGCCGAAAAGUGUUCUAUUUCUUCCAUCCAUCGUAAUAUAAAAUCAAAUGUGUCUAAUGGUGACACACCUUAUGUCCAUUGUAGUAUGAAAAAUGAUCACAGAAGAUUAGUUGAUAAAACAGGGUCCGAAAUCAAUAAAAAUAUGAGGGAGCUUAAUUUAAAAAUUUGUUCGAAAAAGAGUAAAGUUGAAAGCUCAACUUGCAGUAAUGAAUAUGCUUCAGGAGCAAGUAAUAUCAAGAAGCGAUAUAGAUAUAAUAACAUAACAAUUAACGUUAGCACUUCAGAUAAAGUUUCAUUUUCUCGAUCAAAUCCUUACGUGAAACUUAUUGAUAUAGGAUUUUACACUCAAUUGCAUUCUUCAAAUAAUCCAGAAACAUCAAGUACAAAUUCAACUCAAACUCAUAGUCAAUUGGUGAAAAACAUUGAUUUUUCAAACAUCGUUGAUCCAUCUCCUAGUUAUCAGUCAGACAAGAACAACUUAUCCCACCGAAUUGAUACAGAUUUAGACAUCCCUAAUAAUGAUAGUAACAGCCAAGGUCUACUAGAAAAUGAAGUAAAAACUAAUUUUUCUCAUUCACCUUUCGAUGAUUUGACCGCCAAAGAUAUUAAUUGUCAAAGUAUUCUGCACGAUAAACUAAAAUCAGAAAUGGCUAAUGAAAAUCAACAGAUUCCUAAUGCACAUACUAAUUGUCAAACAUUAUUACAUGAUGAGAUAAAAACAAAAACUCUCCCUUUAGUUAUAGAAAAAUUUCAGGCCUCUGACGAGGAAAGUAAUAGUCAAAGUAUUCUGCAGAACGAAAUUGAAAGUAAUCUCUAUCUUUCCAAUAAUAUAAACUCUGAAAUAACUAAUAAUUAUAGUAGUAGUUAUAAUAUCGACGGCCAUGAUUACUGUUCAUCUGUCAAAGAUUUGCCAAAAUCAUAUGUAAAAAGUAACAAACAAAACACCACUGAAGAUCAUCUGCCGCUUUUAAAUCUUCCAAAAAUUACAAAAUAUCAAGUUAGUAAAUGUCAUACACGAGACAAUAUUGACGAUAACUUUCCCCAUUUACCUGCAGAAGAUUUGGUGCCGUCUAAUGAGGGAAGCAAUCUUCAAGACCAAAUGAUGACCAAACCUCUUUUAGUUAAUCUAAAUCCACAAUGUACCGAAGAAGAUAGUAAAUGUAAUGAUAUGACAAAUCAUAUAAUUCAAUUAUCUGGUAAAGAUUUCUCAAAUGAAAAAAGUAGGAAUGAACAAAGUAUGACGGGUGAAAUUGAACAUAAUGAUUAUAGUAGUUAUCAUAGUGACAGUGCACGGGACAUAAUUGACCAUCACUUACCCUGUUUACCUAUAGAACAUCUGGCGCCCUCUAAUGAAGGAAGUAAUCUUCAACACGAAAAAGUAAAUAAGCUGCCUCUUUCACUUAAUCCAAACCCACAAUAUACCAACGUUGAUAGUAGAUGUAAUGAUACACAAAAUCACAUAAUGCGAUUAUCUGGUGGAGAUUUGUCCAAUGAAGAAAGUGAGAAUCAACAAAGUAUGACGGGUGAAAUUGAACAUAAUGAUUAUAGUAGUUAUCAUAGUGACAGUGCACGAGACUUAAUUGACGUACACUUACCCCUUUUACCUCCAAUAAAUUUGGUGCCGUGUAAUGAGGUUAUUAAUCUUCAAAACGAAAUGGAGAACAAGCUGCCUCUUCUACUAAAUCCAAACCCACAAUGUACCAACGAAGAUAGUAGACAUAUACAAAAUCACAUAAUGCGAUUAUCUGAUAAAGAUUUGUCCAAUGAAGAAACUGAGAAUCAACAAAGUAUGACGGGUGAAAUUAACCAUAAUGAACACGGUAGUUAUCAUAGUGACAGUGCACGAGACAUAAAUGACGAUCACUUACCCCUUUUACCUACAAUAGAUUUGGUGCCGUGUAAUGAGGUUAUUAAUCUUCAAAACCAAAUGGAGAACAAGCUGCCUCUUGUACUUAAUCCAAACCCACAAUGUACCAACGAAGAUAGUAGAUGUAAUGAUACACAAAAUAACAUAAUACGAUUAUCUGGUGGAGAUUUGUCCAAUGAAGAAAGUGAGAAUAAACAGAGUAUGACGGGUGAAAUUGAACAUUAUGAUGAUAAUAGUUAUCAUAGUGACAUUGCAAGGAACAUAAUUGACGAUCACUUACCCCCUUUACCUAUAGAACAUUUUGCGCCCUCUAAUGAGGGAAGUAAUCUUCAACACGAAAUGGAGAACAAGCCGCCUCUUGUACUUAAUCCAAACCCACAAUGUACCAACGAAGAUAGUAGAUGUAAUGAUACACAAAAUAACAUAAUACGAUUAUCUGGUGGAGGUUUGUCCAAUGAAGAAAGUGAGAAUCAACAAAGUAUGACGGGUGAAAUUGAACAUAGUGAAGACAGUAGUUAUCAUAGUGGCAGUGCACGAGACAUAAAUGACGACCACUUACCCCUUUUACCUACAAUAGAUUUGGUGCCGUAUAAUGAGGUUAUUAAUCUUCAAAACGAAAUGGAGAACAAGCCGCCUCUUGUACUUAAUCCAAACCCACAAUGUACCAACGAAGAUAGUAGAUGUAAUGAUACACAUAUUAACAUAAUACGAUUAUCUGGUGGAGAUUUGUCCAAUGAAGAAAGUGAGAAUCAACAAAGUAUGACGGGUGAAAUUGAACAUAGUGAAGACAGUAGUUAUCAUAGUGGCAGUGCACGAGACAUAAAUGACGACCACUUACCCCUUUUACCUACAAUAGAUUUGGUGCCGUAUAAUGAGGUUAUUAAUCUUCAAAACGAAAUGGAGAACAAGCCGCCUCUUCUACUUAAUCCAAACCCACAAAGUACCAACGAAGAUAAUAGACCUAAUGAUAUGGCAAGACAUAUAAUGCUAUUACCUGAUAAACAUGUGUUCAAUGAAGAAAGUAAGAAUGAACAGAGUAUGGCGGGUGAAAUUGAACAUAAUGAGGGUAGUAGUUGUCAUAGUAUAAGACAAGAUCUAAUUAAAAAUCACUUGCCCCAUAUAUCUAAUGAAAAUUUGCUGAAGUCUAGUGAUGAAAGUAGUGGACGUACUUUGCAAAACGAUAUUAUAAACAAACUGCCGUUAUCAUCUAAUAUGCAAAUUACAAAUGCAGAUGCUUUCUGUGAAGUCUUGUGUGAUUCACGAAUUGAGCAUGAGGAUUCUAAUGGUCAAAAUAUUAUUUAUCCACUUAAUGACGAUCGACAGAAUUACAAUAGAGCUAGUCCAAGGCCUACUAUUGGAGAAGAAACAACUAUUCAAACUUUGACUCACACUUUUCAUACAGAUACACACGUAUGUUAUGAAAAUGAUCCUAAAAUUGCGAAAGACUUUAACAGCUCCACCAUAUUUGAUUAUACUAAUACAAAUCUACAGAUUGAUAACAAAGAUAUAAUUCAACAGCAAAAUGUUAAAACAAAUUUGUCUCAUUUAACAAUUACGAAUUCAUUGACAUAUAAUAACACAGGUAAUGGCGAAAGUUAUUGUUAUUAUCAUAGUAGUCCGAAUGUUUUAGAAUCGCAGAUUUCCAUUGAUGAGAGUAAUUCUAGUCAAAUGUCAUUAAAAUUUAGUGUGCUAGAAAAUACACCAGAAAUCGAUUUUGAAGGGUUGUUUCAUCCUCAAUCCCAAUCAUUGAUAGAUGGUAAAAUAAAUCUUAAACAGCAUUAUCGGAAAAAAUCAAAUCAUUUUAAAUUGCAAAGGAUUAUUGGUAAAGGAUAUAAGUUUAUAUUUAGGUAUAAAGUAACUAGAAGCCUGAGACCAGGAUGUCAACAUUGUAUCUAUAAAUGCACACAGGCUAUAGGAUUUGAUCAGCGACGUGUUCUUUUUGAAAACUUUUGGAAGAUGGACGUCCUCGCUCAGACUUCUUAUCUUAACGAACAUGUGUUUCUUAUUAAUCCUAUUUUAGGUUUACAUGAUAUUAAUGAAACACGUAUGAAACGGAAUCAUAAAUUUUUCUUUACUGUGUAUGGUAAACGUUUUCGUGUAUGUAAAAAAUUCUUUUUGAAUACCUUAUCAAUUCUUAUGGCCGAUUUGGAAAAUGAUAGCAGCCGCUUAAAAGUUAUUCGUGAACGUCUUAAUCCUAAUGUAAAACUAAUUGAUAUAGGAUUUCAUAAAGAGCCCCAACGAGCAAUAGAAGUUGUCUCGUGUGUGUCAAACCACACAUCUUCAGUGGAAACUUUUGGUCCUGGCUCAUGGAACGCCAGUUUGGAUAGUUACAGUAAAUUAGAUAUGCAUUCACCUCAUACUAAAAUAAAACUACCAGAAAAUGUUAGAUUAGAAGCUGUUAAUGUUGAUGAUUUCCAAAGUAAUUCCUCUGAUUCGCAAUCUCAGUCACCUGUAUAUGCUGAGUUGUCCACUGUAGAUCAGUAUUAUGACAAAGAAAUAGUAAGCAAUGUCUGCUCCUUAAACGCAGAACCAUGUGAUAAAAAUACUCACUUAAUGAAACCUCACGAAAUUAAUAGCAUAAGGCCUUUUAUAACUAAUGUUACACAAGCCAAUAAGGAAGAACAAUCUUUUAAAGCUAUCUUAAAUAAUUGGUCCAAACCCCAAGACCCUCUAGACAAACAAAGACGAGCGCCUUUUAAAUGUACAACAAAUUAUAAUCAAAUUUCAUCUAAAAACUGCACACAUACAACCUAUAUUCAAACUAAAAGUGAUAGUUUCCAAGAAAUAGAUGAUGAAUUAAAAAAUAUGGAUAUCUUGUAUGAAAGUUCUUUAGACAGUGCGAAUACAUCUUUAUUGGAUCUUCGUCAGACAAUUACAGUGCCUAACUUCCUAGAUUGCGACGACCACAUAAAUAAGGUGGCUUUCGGUACCAAAUCCUAUGAAAGAAGUGAUACAGAAUUAUUUUUAAAAGAUUCUCAAAUUCAAAAUGCUUCUUCUUUAUCAAGCCUAUCAAGUGCUGAAACGAAUCCUGGUGUUAAAAGCCAAACAGAGAUACCAGAAGAUAAAGUUAUUGAUGGACUGCAAUUAUCGACACAGAAUGUAUGUGCUGUAUCUGAAUUGUCAAAAAAUAUCGAUUCUGUUCUUAUUGCCACUGCCCAACAUGAUAUAAAUAGUGCACUGAAUCAAUCAGAAUGGCAACUAGGCCACCGAGAACGCGGAAAUAUUAUUACGACUACUGCUGUAACCAAUUUACUACCUACUUUCACUAAUUCAAUAAAUAAUGAAACUACAAAACUAACAAAUUCAGUCUAUGGGUUAGAUAAAAUAACUAUAGAUCCAAAUACUUCUGUAAUAAAUAUUGACGAGGAAAAGCCCCAAGAUACUACUGAGAAAGAUACUAAUGUGAUACAAGAUAAUACUGAUCUGAAUGAACAACAGAAUCUAAAUCAGCCGUGCGUAACAUCUGAUAUUGCAAUGGAAUCCUUUAAAUGCUCGACUUUAAAUAUUGAAAUUUCAAACCAAACUAAUAAAUUUCCUAGUAAUACGGAUAGUUUAGCUACAGAAACUGAUGGAGUAGUCACUCCAAUACCAGAUAAAAAUAAUUUAAACAAUGGUGUGACUUUACUAUCGGAUUUGGUAGUGCAAAAUCAAAAUUAUUACAAUACAAAGGAUAAUCCCUGCAGCUCGCCAAAAGAAACAUCUUUUACUUAUACUGAUUCAUGCAAUUCCAGUUCCGAAUAUCUAGAAUCCAAGGAAAUGCAACUAAUUAAUGACAAUAGACUAAAAUCGGAUUAUGCUCAGUUGUCUAACGUCUAUGAACCACCAUGUAUAGACAGUUAUUUAAUUACCAAAAAUACUUAUUACGAAUUUCAAAUCCAGGUUUAGAAAUGAAAUGUCCACAAUGCUCAGAAACGUUCACGGAUGCAUACUAUCUCGAUAUCCAUUUAGAUAUAUAUCACCCUUCUUAUGAACCAAAACAUUUUAUUGAUUCUGAAGAAGAAAUGGAAACGGAGG
Molecule: messenger RNA, 9544 nt
Organism: Pieris rapae (cabbage white)
Lineage: Eukaryota; Metazoa; Arthropoda; Insecta; Lepidoptera; Pieridae
Exons: 10
Coding region: 164-9415 (3083 amino acids)
Cellular component (GO): nucleus
Molecular function (GO): sequence-specific DNA binding; zinc ion binding
Source: RefSeq, a predicted model, not a curated record